This is a messenger RNA of Helobdella robusta, 756 nucleotides long. RefSeq lists its product as hypothetical. Lineage: Eukaryota; Metazoa; Annelida; Clitellata; Rhynchobdellida; Glossiphoniidae. The transcript is spliced from 5 exons. The record is from RefSeq and is a predicted model, not a curated record. The coding region runs from base 1 to 756 and encodes 251 amino acids.
AUGAUUUUUUGUUAUUACGUGUUGGCAGUUGUAACACUAACGGCGAUUCAGUGCUUUGCAAUUUCGUGCCCCAAAGAAUUUCACGUAGUAUUUCAACCACACUUACACGGCUUUUAUAAAAAUUUAAAUCUUCAUCUUAAGAAUGAAAAUCAGACGAUUUGUGUCUACACACAGAAGAGGUUUGGGGGUUUGAUGGUCGGUGUUAAAACAAGAGAUGCGUUGGGAGAAUAUAUCUUAUGGCACGGAAAUUUUCUGCAUGAACAUCAGUAUUAUGGUUUGGAAAAAUCUGGUUCAGCAGCCACAGCUGAAUUGAAAUUACAGGACGUCAAUUGUAUUUUUAAAAUUAGGCGCGAAGAAGAUCCGGAUGAAACGGUGAUAAAAUUAUUUGAGAAAGCGUGGAGGAGGCAAUUGAUAACUGAAGAACUUUUAUCAUUCUUCGCAGAAAAUAGUUACGAAAACAAAUUAAUAACAUCGACAUUAGAAGAGUUGAACGUUUUCCCCAAUUUACUCACAGAGCAUAUUGAUGAUGGUGACGAUGAACUUCCGGCUGCUCAAAACCUCGACGAUGCAAACGACGACAUCUUCUUCAACAAGUUUGACGACGAUGAAGAUGAUGAUGACUACGAGGAUUUAUAUGAUUAUAACAGCGAAGUUGUCGAUGAAAACAGCCGUGGGAACAACAACAUCAACAACGAUGAUGUUAAAGUUAGACAAAUGAUUGAGGACAUUACAGCAAGAUUUUCAUCCACUGAAUAA